AUUUAAUUCAUUUUGAUUCUCAAUACUUGUAUUAAACCAUAAAAUCUGAUUUUUAUUAAACUUGUCGCGUAUUAUAGCUAUUGAAACAAUAUUUGGUUAUUUAAUAAUUGUUUUAAUUAUAAUUUGCAUUCAAAAGCAGUUAGUCAUGUCUUCCAUACCGUUCACAACGUUCUCCGCCAUUAAAGUCCAUCAAACUAUUAAACAAGAGAAGGACCGACAGAAAACAUUUGGCGGAACCCAAUCGGCAGACAUGCCUAACAAUAAAUAUACGGAUAGAUCUCAACACAAUUACAAUUCAAAGUAUAUGAACAGUGUUUGGGGUCUUUAUAACAGAUAUGCUCCGCAAGCCUUCCAGAAGAAUGAAGAGUUGUUCCUACGCUCCAAAGCGAUGACCGCCUCAUCCAAUGCCAAUUUCGCCGAAAUGGGCUCCGGAGGGGCGGUCUAGCGGUGGCCAACACUAUACGUGCGCUACCGUUCACUCUCUAUGACCAACAAUACUAUAAAUCAAACAUCAAUUUGGUUUUGUUGCAGAG
Molecule: messenger RNA, 533 nt
Organism: Medioppia subpectinata
Lineage: Eukaryota; Metazoa; Arthropoda; Arachnida; Sarcoptiformes; Oppiidae
Source: the annotation of a GenBank genome assembly